Messenger RNA from Vigna umbellata (rice bean), 1088 nucleotides. Its product is annotated as agamous-like MADS-box protein AGL19. Gene Ontology annotation, cellular component: nucleus. Gene Ontology annotation, biological process: positive regulation of transcription by RNA polymerase II. The record is from RefSeq and is a predicted model, not a curated record. Gene Ontology annotation, molecular function: RNA polymerase II transcription regulatory region sequence-specific DNA binding; DNA-binding transcription factor activity; protein dimerization activity. Lineage: Eukaryota; Viridiplantae; Streptophyta; Magnoliopsida; Fabales; Fabaceae.
ACCACCAAUCCAUCAAUCAAUCAGUCACUGGAGCCCCUAUUUCUCUCUCUUCCGGAAAACUGUGUUAGGGUUUCUGUGAUUGAGCCUGCAAAAACUUCCUUGGUAGCUGAGUCUUCUCACUCAGGGGCACAAAAGAUUCCAUUGUUGGCUUCCACAUUAAAAUUUUGUCAGACAACAGGCAAAACGGGAAAAAUGGUGAGGGGGAAAACUCAGAUGAAGCGCAUCGAAAACGAAACGAGCAGGCAAGUCACCUUCUCCAAGAGAAGGAACGGCUUGCUGAAAAAGGCCUUUGAGCUUUCGGUGCUGUGCGAUGCUGAGGUCGCACUCAUCAUCUUCUCCACCAGAGGGAGGCUUUACGAGUUCUCCAGUUCAACUUCAAGAUGCUCCAGUAUAAACAAAACAGUUGAACGCUAUCAAAGGAAAAUCAAAGACCUUGGUGACAGCCACAAAGGAGUCCAUGAAAAUACGCAGAUUCUGAAGGACGGUGAUAUGAGCAUGGCAAAGACGAUCGAGCACCUAGAAAAUUCCAGAAGGAAGCUUUUGGGAGAUGAAUUGGAUACAUGCAGUCUUGACGAGUUACGACAGCUAGAGAACCAGCUCGAACACAGCUUGGAAAAAAUUAGGGCAAGAAAGAAUCAAUUGUUCAUGGAGCGAAUUGAGAAGUUAAAAGAAGAGGAAAAGUGCUUACUCCAAGCAAAUAAACGCUUACGCGAGCAGUACCUGAUUGAAAGAGGGCGUUAUUUGAGUGAUGAGGAUUUGGAAGUGGUGAAAAAGAAGAGGGAAGAAGAGGUGGAGACAGAGUUAUUCAUAGGAAGACCUGAGAAACAAAUGAAGUUAAAGUUGAAAGCAGCAAGCCAUGAUAGUGCUCAUAAAUACCUACACAUGCAAAAUUAACAUUACCAAUAUAAAUGCUACCUCACCACUUAAAUAUAAACCAGCAAGCCAUGAUAGUGAUAAAUAUAUGUAGUUCUUGUUCAAAUUCUCUAAUCACAACGCUGCUUGUGAACGUUUACUUAAAUAAUUCAUGUACAACACUCCUUCCAAUGCUCUUCUUGUACUCCAUCUUCCUCAAAUGUAUGAAAGUUCAU